CACAGACAUCUGACAUUGACAUCUCUCUGUUUUGUCAACAUUCACAUUUUUGUUUUCCACCCUACGUUUUAGUUUGCUAUGGAUAGGUCGCUGUCCUACUUUCAUCGGUACAUUUAAUGAUAGUGUCGUUAGUGCUGCAAUGAAUUCGCUGCGAGAAAGCCUGGCUAGCAUUCCUAGUGCCAUAAGUAGUUUUGUCUAUGAAAACCAAAUAAAUCCACAGACGGUUUCAUCACCUUCGUCUCUUUCGGGAGAUGACAGUUCCGAGAAAUCACAUACAAUUCCAGCAGCUCUAAUUAAGGAGCAAUGGCAAAUAGUCCUUGGCUUAGAUGCUUGUUUACCUGAGCUUAAAACAGCCGAGGAUAAAUGUAAGGCUCUAAUCUUGACAUCAGAGGAAUGCAGUGAAGAGCGAAAAUGGCUCGUUCGACACCUUGUUGAGCUGCGAUAUCGGAUAAAGGAGCUCGAGGAGAUCAUCAAUGACCCAAAUGAGUCCUUCUCUGAAACGAAAGUUAUCCUAGGACAUCAUUUCACAGUGCAACCAACCCACCUUCCAACGGCGAAGCAACACUGUGAUCAUUGCACCGGGAUCAUCUGGAGUGUUGUGCAGGCCUCCUAUGUUUGCACCGAUUGCGAAUUUAUCGUUCAUCACAAAUGUGCUCCGAAUAUCAUUCGAAUUUGCGCUCACGUAAUCACAACAGAGAGGAAAUAUCCCAUCGAUGAAAUCUGCCCUGAAAUAGGAUUAGCGGCUCAAGACUAUAAAUGCGCCGAAUGCCAAGCGAAUUUCGAUUUUAGUAAUGAAAGUAUGGUUACUUGCUUUGGACCCCGUAAACAACGAGAAAAAAUGUGGACUGAGCCGCGCUUAUGUGAUUAUUCAGGACUAUAUUAUUGCCCGACAUGUCAUUGGAACAGCGUGAGCAUUAUACCAGCACGUGUGAUACAUAAUUGGGAUUUCUCAUCACAUAAAGUUAGUCGUACUUCGCUGCAACAAAUAAACCUUUUGUUAGAUAAACCAGUGAUAAAAUUAGAAGAAGUAAAUCCGAAAUUGUUCGUGUUUCUACAGAAGCUGAGCGUAAUCAAAAAGAUCCGCGAAGAUCUUACAUUUAUGAGAAAAUAUUUGUGUGAAUGUCGAGUAGCUACUGAGAAGAAACUUCUGGAAGGACAAAUAGGAAAUCGGCGUCAUUUGAUCCAAACACCGGAUGUUUAUAGUAUAUCAGACUUAGUUCAAGCAGAAUCGGGACUUCUAAUAGAAUUUCUCAAUAGAGUUUACGAUGCAUUCGAGAAGCACAUUAGGUCCUGUGAAAUAUGCUCCGGGAAAGGCUAUAUAUGCGAAAUUUGCAGUAAUAAUGAAGUGAUCUACCCGUUUGAUGACGGUAGUGUUUCCUGUGAGAAAUGUUUGACAAUUUACCAUCGAAUCUGUUGGACACGCCAUAUGCAAAAAUGCCCAAGAUGCGCUCGAGUUGAAGAACGAAAGUCGAAAACAAACGAUGCAGAGCUAACACCAACAACACCAACAGAAGAUAUAAAAAAUGAUCCAACAACUGAAUUGAAUUAACAAUAUCUUUUGGAUUUAUUUCGCGAAUAUUUGUAUUUUGUAAAAUUGAUAAAUUUUAAACUAUAUUUUAAUACUUUGUGCUCUAGUAGCUUUCUGCAGAUAGACUCUUCACAUAAACAGUACAUGAUAAUUGGAAAGUGAAGAGAAAAUGAUUACCUAUGAGAGUUACAAACUAUGUUAAUUUUACUGUGGAAUCGAAACCAUAACAUUAGCAAAAGUUACCAUAACAAAUUGAAAAUAAGUUAAACUGUUAAAGAUGAGUUGUAGACUCGUAUCUCCAGAAGGCUACAAAAUACACAAUGGUGCUUCUUGUAAAUAAAGCUAAUAUGAAAGAAACUUUACUGAAAU
Molecule: messenger RNA, 1897 nt
Organism: Hermetia illucens (black soldier fly)
Lineage: Eukaryota; Metazoa; Arthropoda; Insecta; Diptera; Stratiomyidae
Gene: DEF8
Product: differentially expressed in FDCP 8 homolog
Exons: 4
Coding region: 140-1549 (469 amino acids)
Source: RefSeq, a predicted model, not a curated record